CACUCCUUCGGCUUUGAAGCUAACUUAAGACCACUGAAAAACGAAGGAAAACCAUGAGUGCCAUUUCCAAGAAUUCCUUGAAGAGGUCCCUGCUGGAGCUAGAAUGUCAUUUUACAUGGACUUUGCUCAAGCAGGAUGUGGACCUUGAUGAGCUAGAGGACACUAUAGUCGAUCAGAUCGAGUUUUUUAUUAAAUCCAACAUCACAAAUUAUAAUCUGCUAGCCUAUGUAUGCCACCUAAAGAAUUCAAAUGAGGAAGCCCUCAGAAAUCUCCAAAAAGCCGAAGAAGAAAUUAAAAAAAAUUAUCCAGAUGAAAUUGCCAGGAGAAGUCUUGUUACCUGGGGGAACUAUGCCUGGAUCUAUUACCACAUGGAGAGAUACAAAGAAGCUCAAACUUACGUAAACAAAGUGGAAAACAGCUGCAAAAAGCUUUCAAGUACUGCUCAAUGGAAGAUUCAGCUUCCAGAGAUCUAUGCUGAGCAAGGAUGGGCAUUAUUAAAGUUUGGGGGAAAAUACUACAUGAGAGCAAAGAAUUGCUUUGAAAAUGCUCUGAAGAAUGAACCCGAUAACCCAGAAUUUAAUGCCGGCUAUGCAAUAGCAAUGUAUCGUUUGGAAGAUUUUUCUCACAGACAACGCGAAGAUGAAAGCCUGUCCAUCGAGCCCCUUAAGCGUGCAGUGCAACUGAAUCCAAAGGAUACUUUCAUUAUGGCAUUACUUGCAUUAAAACUUCAGGACUUCAAGCGAGUUGAUGAAGGGGAGACGUACAUUGAAGCAGCAAUGCAGAAAACCCCCGACCUUCCUUAUCUCCUGCGAUAUGCUGCUAAGUUUUACAGAAGGAAAGGAGAAGUGGACAAGGCACUGAAGAUUUUGAAAAAGGCCAUAGCAGUGACACCAAGAUCUGCCUUUUUGCAUCACCAACUAGGACUGUGCUACAGAGCAAAGCUGUUUCAAUUGAAAAAGACUACAAGAUAUCCCCCUCAAGAGCAAGUGGAGGAACUCAUCCGACUUUCCAUUUUUCAUUUUAAAAUAGCGAUUGACCAAAAGACAAAAUUUUUUUCUGCCCAUAUUGACCUAGCAAAGAUGUAUGCAGAAGGAAAGAGGUAUGAAAAAGCAGAAGAGACAUUUCAGAAAGCGUUUCAGAUAAACAUUCUAGUCGAUGAUGAUAAACAAGAAUUCUACUACAAUUAUGGCAAUUUUCAGCGUUUUCACAUGAAAUCGGAAUCUGAAGCCAUUAGGUAUUACACAGAAGGGCUGAAAAUCGAAAAAGAUUCUUAUGUAAGAAGUAAGUGCAGAAGUGCUCUGAAUCAAUUGUUGGAACGGAGAAUUCAGGGAGGUUUAGGAGAUGCAACAGAUUUUGGUACACUUGGGCUCAUUCAUAAUCUAAAUGGUGAGAAACAAAAAGCAAUUGAGUGCUAUGAGAAAGCCGUUGCAUUGUGUCCCGACAAUGAAGAAUAUCUGAAUGCAUUAUGUGAGCUACAACUUUCCAUCUCAAGCUAAAGCUCCCAAAAAUCCUUCACGCCAAAAAAAUCCCCAAACCCAAGGACAUUUCAACAGACUCUCAAAACUACUUUUUUUUUUUUUUUUUAAGGUUGAAGUUAUAACCAGAUGAAACAUCUGGUGGCAUUACUUUCUGGUGAUAAUGUAGAAACUGCAGAUGAUGAUUGUUCAUUUGUUUGUUCAUUCACAAACAGAGAGCAUGCUUGGAAAGACUAAAUAAUAGCUAAGCUAUCUUAGUCUUCAAUGCUAACACUGAUAUAAAGGUUGUGUUUAAGUGAUGAUCUGUAGAACACAGAACUAAGCUGGAAAUCAGAUCUUACCUUCUACUGAGAAAAAGAUAAGGGAAUUGUAUUGUAGUAUUUCAUCUAUCCACUUGAAAAGCAUGCUUAUACACAAAUGGAAUUUGAUGCUUUUUCAAAUAUUUAAGAAAUGUCUGUCUUUAGUGUUAUUUAGAAGCAGCUUUUGUUGAAGACUUGUUCAGUUUACUCCCUUGUAUGUUGAUUAACUAUGAAAAAUAACCACUGUUUGGCUAGUUCACUGGAAAGCUUACAAAACAUGCAUUAUUUUUGUGAACUAUUAAAGAGC
Messenger RNA from Pygoscelis adeliae (Adelie penguin), 2081 nucleotides. Its product is annotated as interferon-induced protein with tetratricopeptide repeats 5-like. Gene Ontology annotation, cellular component: cytosol. Bases 54 to 1496 code for a protein of 480 amino acids. Gene Ontology annotation, biological process: defense response to virus. The record is from RefSeq and is a predicted model, not a curated record. The transcript is spliced from 2 exons. Gene Ontology annotation, molecular function: protein binding. Lineage: Eukaryota; Metazoa; Chordata; Aves; Sphenisciformes; Spheniscidae.